GCCAAUUCUCAGCGGAUUGUUGUGUAGACUGUGACUGUGUGUAGGUCAGUAGUGUCAUUUGUGAUUAUCCUGAAGGUGAAUCGGUGGUCCUCUUCCGUAGUGGAAAGAAGAAAAUGGGAUGACGUGAAGUGUUUGACCCUGAAAUCCAGUUGUAUAAAUGGUAUUGAGGAAUGCUUGUUGACUACUACUGAUAUUCCUGAUCUCAUGAGGCGUAGCAGUUUCCUUUGAGAGAGUUUCUGUUGACUGGGAUAGGAAUUGCUUUAUCAUGACAGGUAACAGAAAAAUGGCUGUUGAUGAAGAUGGUGAUGUUUUGCCUAGUCGUGAUGCUGCUAAAGGAUUUUAUGCAAAAUAUGAACCAAAGGAAGUUCUAGGAAGGGGCGGCUGUUCUGUUGUACGUCGAUGUAUUGAGAAGGAAACUGGAAAUCAGUAUGCAGCAAAGAUUAUAGACUUGAGUGAUUCAUCUGAAGAAGGAGUGCUAGAGGCAACAAUUCGUGAAAUUGAAGUGCUACGUCUUGUGGCUGGACACCCUUAUAUCAUUGAACUCCAUGAUGUAUUUGAGUCUUCAACAUUCAUCUUUCUGGUGUUUGAACUUUGUGAACAUGGAGAGCUUUUUGAUCACCUUACUACAGUUGUCACUUUGUCAGAAAAGAAAACAAAAGUCAUAAUGAGGCAGUUGUUUGAAGCACUGGCUCAUGUCCAUGGGAAGGGCAUUGUUCACAGAGAUUUAAAGCCUGAAAAUAUUUUGUUGGAUGACAACUAUAACAUCAAGCUUACUGACUUUGGCUUUGCAAAAGUUUUGCAACCAGGAGAAACACUGACAGACGUUUGUGGUACUCCUGGCUAUCUUGCACCAGAAGUUCUUCGAUGUGCGAUGUUUGAGGGUUCUCCAGGAUACUAUCAUGCUGUUGAUCUAUGGGCCUGUGGUGUAAUCAUGUAUACACUGUUAGUUGGAUGCCCCCCUUUUUGGCAUAGGAAACAAAUGAUCAUGAUAAGAAAUAUCAUGGAGGGAAAAUAUAGUUUUCAGUCUCCUGAAUGGGAUGAUAUCACAGAUACUCCAAAAGACCUCAUAUCAAAGUUGUUAGUGGUAGACCCAGCUAAGCGCAUUACAGUUCAGCAGGCUCUAAACCAUGAUUUCUUCCAGAUUCUGCCUAGCCGGAGUCAAAUAAUUGCUGGAACUGUAUCACAGAAGCAAUACAAAGGUCGUCCCUUCAAUGCUAGAAAAAUGUUCCAGUUUGGAAUUUUGUGUGUUCGUUCUGUAAUCAGAAUCCAACGACUUCGUUACACUCCUGAACCUGUGUCACUUGCUGUUACUCGUGUUGACCCAUAUAAGAUUAAAGCUCUUAGAAAGGUUAUUGAUAAUUGUGCCUUCCGUGUAUAUGGCCAUUGGGUUAAGAAAGGAGAAGGACAGGACAGAGCUGCACUCUUCCAGAACUGCCCCAAAUAUGACUUCAGCCGCAGCACUCAUGAUCCACCUCUCAUCAUGUCUUCAGCAUAACUUUUUAUGAUAACUUUUGCUUUCCAAAGUAUCUGAAUAUUAGAAAUUAAACAUUUGUGAAUGGUUAUGUUGAUUGGUAAGUGAUUAUAAAGCCUGAAAUAUUUUUUAUUGAGUUGCAUUAAUUUUUAUGUUUUGUUGGUUGCAAUUAAUUUUAUAACAUGAUUAGGGUAAACAUUCAUUUGGUUACAAUUCUUUAUGCUGGAUUGUUGAAAACUAGAUUUUCACAACAUUUUUCCGUUUGUUUUUAGUUUAUUUUUCUUUCAAUUUUACAAGUAAUUUUUAUCCAUAUUAAUUUUAAUUUUUAAAAUUUGUUUUUAUGCUUAAAAAACAGGAAUCAUGAAAUGAACUAUGCACAAAUCUUUAAAUGACUGUACUAAGGUAUGAAAUAAGAUAUGAAAAAAAUUUAAACUAAUUGAAGUAAUUUAACUAAUACGUACUACUAUAGUUUGAAGUGACCUGGUGAGAAAUUUCUCCUAGAUAGAAUUUUGUGGUGAUUUAUAAUUUUAUCUAUGACUACUUCCACAAAGAAUAUUUGGUUGUUUCAUUUAUAUACAAUAUAUGUAUUUUGUGAAUGGCACCAUAUGUUUGUUUGGGCUCCAGGUUAUUUGUACAUUUAUUUAUUUGUCCUAUAGAAUAGAGGAUGUACUCUAGUCAUUGUAUAAAUUUCAGUGGUGUUGUAUAUACAUAUAUUUUGCUGUGGCCAUAUUUAUUUCCUUUAUGCAUUUAAAAUGGUUAGAAAUUAAUUUGAGAACUGUUGAUGUAUUAUAAAUUAUUUUUAAAUGGAAGACUGUAGGACAAGCCACCCAUGGAUAUUUGAUGAACUGCCCACAAGAUCCAGUCCCUGUGUAAAUAGAAUAUGCAAUGGCACUGGUAGUUAAACAUUAUUGUGUGUAAAGUAUAGUUGACAGUAAAUAUCAGGGUUUGGAAAAAGUCAGUUUAAAUUUUGUUGAUAUCUCCAUUUUCAAUUAACCCAAAGAUGAAAUUUUAAAAAGUAAAGAGCCAAAAAAAUUACUUCGGUGGCCUAGUCAAACUAUGGAAUACUAAUGGCAACAAAUAGUAAUUUUAAAACGGUUUUGUAAAGAAUGUUAUUCUACAUAAGCAAUUUGCCUAAAUAAAUUUCAUCUAGAAAUAAAGGUUAGGUGUGCUAAGUUAUUUCCUUUGGCAGUGCUACACAAUUAGGAAAAUUUUGGUUUGCAAGAAAGGAAUUACUCAAUAAAAACCACAAUCAUCAAAACUAAAUUGUGGAACAUAAACAAAAAAAAAACAUACCAAGACAUUUGUCGCCAAUGCCCUGAAAUACAGCACUAUGUUCAGACUGUCCACUGUUUUGUGGUACAGUUGAACAAAUAAUAUAGCAAAUGGUUGUGUUUGGCAAUUGACAACUUGUAUUAUUUAGUAACUAAGUUCAAAAGUUCUGAUACUUAUCAGAGUAAAAGUGAGGUUAAGACCUCAGGUUUGUUAGUUAUUAAAAAUACAAAUUGAUUAAAAA
Molecule: messenger RNA, 2984 nt
Organism: Macrobrachium nipponense
Lineage: Eukaryota; Metazoa; Arthropoda; Malacostraca; Decapoda; Palaemonidae
Gene: PhKgamma
Product: phosphorylase b kinase gamma catalytic chain, skeletal muscle/heart isoform-like
Exons: 13
Coding region: 266-1495 (409 amino acids)
Biological process (GO): protein phosphorylation; glycogen biosynthetic process
Cellular component (GO): phosphorylase kinase complex
Molecular function (GO): phosphorylase kinase activity; calmodulin binding; ATP binding
Source: RefSeq, a predicted model, not a curated record